CGGACUUCGAUUUCGCGUCCCCCGCGCACGUGUAACCACUGUUUACCGGCUAAAGUCAUUGACACGGCAUGACAUACAUUCGGCUGGUGGCUAUACGCUAAUGCGGGCGCAUGGCUUUUCGCGACUGCACCGCACACCCUUAUCAGUGUUGUUUGGUACCGCGAUAAGCGGUGUCUCCUUGGCUGCCCGUACGUUUCCGCGUCUCUUUUUGCGCGUUAGCAACAAGUUUGCGCCGAAACUGAAGCGAGUGUAAAUGUGUUGGGAAUCAUUUGUAUCGAUCGUGUUCGACUUGUGUGCAAUUUUCUCUCGGUGAAUUUACCGACGUGCAUUGUGUUGGUAACCAACCCACUUUAAAUAAAUUCCAACUAUGCAUGCGGUGACGUGUGUGCAAUACCAGUGUCCAAAGUUAUUUAAUAGUUAAAUUUUAAGACAGUUUGUUGUUGUUAAUUCAGUGUUGUUUAUUAGUUGUUAAUAGUGUUAGUGCUAAAGAGUGAUCGAAAAUAUUUCAGUGUUAGUCAAAGCCACGUGCGGGAAUUACUAUAAAACUAUUUUUGUUUAAAACCGUGUGUGGUGGAGCCGUUUGUUUUGAGGCUGUUAGUACCAGGCGACAAGAACGCAUCAAAAGUUUAACAAAUGUGCAUCUAGACUUAGUUAGUUUUACCAGUAACUAACUAACUUAUACAAGGUGACCGACCGACCAUUGUGAUUUGUGAAAGCUAGUUUUAGAAGUGUCACCGUCAAGUACCAGGAAGCUAUAAGCGCUAGAAGAUUUCACCAGCGCAUGCAUAAAUUGUGAAAGCCAGCGAGCGCUGUUCUGUCCAACAAUUUUUAAUUGCAAGUCAGCGGUGCUCUCAACGAUUCAGUUGGUAUCAGGCGCCCAUAACGCAAGUAGAUCUCUCCAACGGAUAGAAUCCAGCAUACUCCUGUCGAGCACCAGGGGCCUGUAAUACAAAGAAUAUUUCAAUUUCACCAUCGGACAGAAGCCAGCGUACUCUGACCGGAGUACCAGGCACCCAUAACACAAAAUUUCACCAACGGAUAGAAUAGAGUACUGGUGCGACGGCCGCGAGUACCAGGCGGGCAUAACGCGCCAGCAGAUUUCCCCGGCGGAUAGAUGGCGCGGUGACAAAGUGGCCUACAUGCCCGUGGCGCUGGGCUCGCUCGGCGGCGAGGGCGAGUACCGCGAGUACCACCACCUCUCGCCGCACCCGCUGCCCCACCAGGUGCAGUACCAUGAGUACGCGCCGCCGCCGCCGCCGCCCAUGUACCACCCCAUGCCGGAUCCCUAUUUUAGGAGGCACGCGCCUUAUUUCGGCCAGCCAGACUACAGAGUAUAUGAGCUGAAUAAAAGACUACAACAGAGGACAGAGGACUCUGACAAUUUAUGGUGGGAUGCGUUCGCGACGGAAUUCUUCGAAGACGACGCGACGCUCACGCUGACGUUCUGCUUAGAAGAUGGGCCCAAAAGAUACACGAUAGGCAGGACACUCAUACCACGCUACUUCCGCAGCAUAUACGAGGGGGGCGUGUCGGAACUGUAUUAUACGAUGCGGCAACCGAAGGAGUCCUUUCACAACACAAGCAUCACACUCGACUGCGACCACUGUACGAUGGUCACGCACCACGGGAAACCGAUGUUCACUAAGGUGUGCACCGAGGGCCGGCUGAUCCUCGAGUUCACGUUCGACGACCUGAUGCGGAUCAAGUCGUGGCACAUGGCGGUGCGCGCGCACCGCGAGCUGAUACCGCGGCAGGCGGUGCACCCGCCGGACCACGCGGCGCUCGACCAGCUCGCGAAGAACAUCACCCGCCAGGGGAUCACCAACUCUACGCUCAACUACUUACGGUUGUGCGUGAUACUAGAGCCGAUGCAGGAGCUGAUGUCGCGGCACAAGGCGUACGCGCUGUCGCCGCGGGACUGCCUCAAGACGACGCUCUUCCAGAAGUGGCAGCGGAUGGUCGCGCCGCCCGAGUCGCAACGGCCGGCGAGCAAGCGGCGCAAGCGCAAGGGCAGCGCGGGCGCGAACGCAGCGCCGCCCGCGCCGGCCAAGAAGCGAUCACCCGGACCUAACUUCAGUCUAGCCUCACAGGAUGUAAUGGUAGUCGGCGAGCCGUCACUAAUGGGGGGCGAGUUCGGCGAUGAGGACGAACGGCUGAUAACAAGACUCGAGAACACACAAUACGAAGGGGACGGGGUUGAGUGGAGCAACCCGCCCCCCGCCUCCCCCGCCAAGACACCCCCCGGCAACCACUGACACCCAGCCCUCGGAUAUGUCGAUAUAAAUAAAUAAAUAUAGGCCUUUACGG
Messenger RNA from Zerene cesonia (dogface butterfly), 2307 nucleotides. It is a transcript of the gene Chi, whose product is annotated as LIM domain-binding protein 2. The coding region runs from base 1140 to 2255 and encodes 371 amino acids. The record is from RefSeq and is a predicted model, not a curated record. Lineage: Eukaryota; Metazoa; Arthropoda; Insecta; Lepidoptera; Pieridae. Gene Ontology annotation, biological process: positive regulation of transcription by RNA polymerase II; negative regulation of transcription by RNA polymerase II; nervous system development. Gene Ontology annotation, molecular function: LIM domain binding. Gene Ontology annotation, cellular component: nucleus; transcription regulator complex. The transcript has 9 exons.